AAAACACUUUCGUUUUUUACCAGAAUUGACAAGCAAACAACAGGUCUUGCAAUCAGCUUUAUUUCAACUAUUGGAAUUUAGAUAUGGGCAGACCAAACUGGAUCUUUUGGCUGCUCUGUGUGUUGGGGUGUGAGUGUGUGCCUGUGGCGGAUGUCGUGUGGCCCAACCACGGGAUGAUCCAAUCACCGGACUUCCCUCAGCCGUACCUCCCAGACCUGCUGAAGCGCUGGGACCUCCGUGUUGCCGACGGUUACCAGAUCCAGCUCACCUUCACACACAUGGACAUAGAGCCUACUCAAGACUGCAGUUACGAUUCUCUAGUGCUUCUCUCGGAUGAUAAAAAGUUGUUGGGGAAGUUCUGUGGCCAGGAGGAUUCCCCCGAUGGGAAUCAUCCCGGCAACCAGCCCAUCCUGUCACCUGGCAACAAGAUGUCCCUGGUGUUCCAAACGGACAACACUAACUCUGAGCUGCACAAGGGCUUCUCGGCUCACUACCAGGCCAUGGACAUCGAUGAGUGUGCGCUACUGGAUCCGGACUCAGAGCCACUCUGCUCCCAGAUCUGUCACAACACCCUGGGCUCGUACCUCUGCUCCUGUCACCAUGGCUUCGAGCUACGCCCAGACCAACACACCUGUAUGGCCUCCUGCGUCGGGGGAGUAUUUUCCGAACUCACGGGUCAUCUGUCCAGCCCGGGGUUCCCUGACGCCUCCCUCCGUAAACUGGACUGCCGGUACCUCAUCUCAGUGGAGCCCGGCUUCACCGUCACCCUGAACUUCACCUCCACCUUUCACAUCGAGAGCGUCGAGGGGGAGGAGGGCUCGAGCUGCUUGUACCAUUGGUUAGAGGUGACGGUCCAGGACCAGCAGCCUGUGCGGCUGUGUGGGGAUCAGAGUCCAGGACUCAUGAUCACCGACUCAAACAACGUCACUCUGGACUUCCACACAGACUCAGAGGGAGUGAGCGAUGGCUGGAGCCUGCACUACAGCACCGAGAGGGUGAGCUGUCCGACACCGGGUAGCUUGACCCACGGCAGGGUAACACCGGCCUUCAACCAGUACCUCUACAAAGACUACAUCCACAUCCGCUGUGACCAGGGAUACAAACUAAUGAUGUACGGUCGAGAGAUAGACAGCUCAGUUAUCCGGUGUCAGAGCAAUGGACAGUGGCACCUCCCUCUCCCAGAGUGCCAGAUCAUCGAUUGUGGGAAGCCUGAAGAGUUGCUGAAUGGCGGAAUCAAAUAUCUAUCUGGCUCGGACUAUCAGCACCUCUCUGUGAUCCAGUACCACUGUAAUGAGCCUUAUUACAAUCUGGUGGGAGGAGUGGAAGUGAGUUUUACAUGUACAGCAGACAGAAAGUGGCGCGACAACAAUGAUGUCCCUGUAGUUCCAGUUUGUCUACCAGUUUGUGGGAAGCCGACAGCGCGGGCGGGUCAGGCUGGGAGGAUCCUCGGGGGCAAGUUGGCUCUCCCCGACACUUUCCCUUGGCAAGUGCUGCUGAACGUGAACGGACGGGCAGGGGGCAUCGUGAUCAGGGACAGAUGGGUAAUGACAGCAGCGCAUAACCUCGUUCACAGCGGCGUACAAGUAAACAAAGAUCAAGUUAUAGUUCGGGGAGGACACAUUGAUGUUAAUGAAUUGAUAAAUAGAGCAGCAGCGAGUGUCGCCUCUCUCCAUGUCCAUCCUGGUUACGACAACCCAAACCACAUCAACUAUGACAAUGACAUUGCCUUGAUCAGACUGCAAAAUCGGAUAACGUUUAAUUCCUCAAUUAUGCCGAUCUGCUUGCCACCAGAUGGCGCCACUUACGAAGACGGCGUUAUGGGACUAGUCUCGGGCUUUGGGGUUUCACAGAAAGACGGAACAUCCAUCCUCAGCAACAAGCUGAUGUUUUUCAGUCCUCCCGUCGUCAACCAGCAGACGUGCAUCCGAUCGCUGGCAGGUGAGAGCCUACGGCUGACGGACAACAUGAUCUGCGCGGGAAUGCCAGACGGCAAGAGCGAUGCGUGCCAGGGAGACAGCGGCAGCGCGCUGGCCAUCAGCCAGGGGGACAUCUACACCGCCGCGGGCAUCGUCAGCUGGGGCAUCGACUGCAACACCCGCGGGAAAUACGGAGUCUACACCAGAGUGGUCAACUAUCUGGACUGGAUCAAAAAGACCAUGGACGACAACGACAUAUAAUAAAGCAUGUCUUGCUCUGAUGUUUUCUGUGGUGUUUGUUUGUCCUCGUAUGUAUAAAAAGAGUCCUGUAUUAAGUAUAAAGCAGUGAGAGACGUAGAAGAUUCAUAGCUUGCUUUUAAUCCACUUCCGUGUAUGUUCUUCCUCCAAUCA
Messenger RNA from Gadus chalcogrammus (walleye pollock), 2327 nucleotides. Its product is annotated as complement C1r subcomponent-like. The coding region runs from base 84 to 2177 and encodes 697 amino acids. NCBI's taxonomy places the organism in Eukaryota, Metazoa, Chordata, Actinopteri, Gadiformes, Gadidae. Gene Ontology annotation, biological process: proteolysis; complement activation. The record is from RefSeq and is a predicted model, not a curated record. Gene Ontology annotation, cellular component: extracellular region. The transcript has 13 exons. Gene Ontology annotation, molecular function: calcium ion binding; serine-type endopeptidase activity.